AUGACUAAUAAUUAUCAUUCUAUCGAAGACAUUGAAGAUGGUCAUCGGUCCGACGAUGAUAUAAAAUCAUCGCGGCGUCUUUCAUUGUUGAAGGUUGUUAUUUUAGUAGUUUGUGCUGGACUUUUAUUUGGUUUAAUUAUUGUUGCAUUUCCUGUGAAUAAAGUUCUCGAUGGUAUAAUCGCUAGUGAUGAUCCUCGACUUAUUGUUGCUAAACAUGGUGCCGUUGCUUCUGAAUUAGUGAAUUGCUCUGUUAUUGGUGUUGAUGUUUUAAAAGAGGGCGGAUCAGCUGUUGAUGCUGCAAUUGCAACUCAAUUAUGUGUCGGCACGGUCAAUGCAUUUUCUGCAGGAAUUGGAGGUGGUGGUUUAAUGAUGAUUCGUUUGCCUGAUGGAACUGCUGAAUUUAUUGAUUGUCGGGAAACUGCUCCACAAUCCGCCAAACCUGAUAUGUAUAAAAAGAAUCAUACUUGGUCUAAAAUUGGUGGACUUGCUGUUGGUGUUCCCGGCGAAGUUCGUGGAAUGAAACUUGCACAUGAAAAAUAUGGAAAAUUACCAUGGAAGCGACUUUUUGAGCCAUCAAUUAAAUUAAGUCGUGAUGGUUUUCCUGUUCCUCCAGAAUUGGCUAUACGACUAAAGUCGUAUAGAAGUGUAAUAUUGAAUGUUCCAUCGUAUCGUGAUAUUUAUGCGCCACACGGACAAUUGUUAACUGAAGGAAAAAUAGUACAUCGGCUUAAUUUUUCAAAAACUUUGGAAGCUAUUGCUAAUGACAGUACCGAAUUUUACGAAGGAUAUAUCGCAAAAUCAUUGGUCAAAGAAAUUAAUACUCAGGGUGGAAAAAUGACUUUUGAAGAUUUUGUUAAUUAUCGACCCAUUGUUCGUGAACCUAUCAUUGGAUAUUAUCACGGACGAAAAGUAAUAACACCACCAGAACCUACAAGUGGACCUGCAUUAAUAUUCAUGUUGAAUUUACUGGAAGGAUAUAAUAUGACUAUAACUGGGCUUGAUGGCACUAAUCUCCAAAGAAUCGUUGAAACGAUAAAAUUUGGUUUUGCCCGACGUACUGAACUGGCGGAUCCUGCAUUUUUCGAAAAUCAAAAAGAACAUAAUGACCGUGUAAAAGAAAUUAUUUCCAAAAAAUUUGCCGAACUUGUACGGCAUAAUGUUUCAGAUACCCACACAUAUAAUCCAAGCCAUUAUGACCCGAUGUUUGAUUUCACUGAAGAUCAUGGAACAACUCACAUUUCUGCUAUCGAUGUUAAUAAUAUGGCUGUAUCUUUUACCUCUACGGUUAAUCUAAUUUGGGGAGCACGUGUUUUAGAUCCUAAUACUGGUAUACUUCUUAAUAAUGAAAUGAAUGAUUUUGCAGUUCCCGGUGAACCAAAUGAUUUUGGAUUAUGGCCUUCGCCUUAUAAUUUUGUUGCCCCUGGAAAGAGGCCUUUAUCUUCAACAGUUCCAACGAUAGUGGAAAAUGAAGAUGGUGAAGUGGAAUUAAUAGUUGGUGGUAGUGGUGGUACAAGAAUUCUUACCGGUGUCUUACAGGUAUUGACAAAUGUAUAUGAAUUUAAUAUGGACGUUUUGUCCGCCGUUAAUGCACCUAGAGUCCACCAACAACUAUUACCAAAUGUGUUGGAAAUGGAAUCUGGGUUCGACUAUGAGUUGGUUAAUGAUUUGUUAAAAAUUGGACAUGUCAUACAAUUACAUAAUGUUUAUGAUAGAAGAUUUGCGUGUGCUGUUCAAAUAGUUAGAAAGUUUAAAAAUGGAACUAUUCAUGCUGCAAGCGAUUAUAGGAAAGUUGGAUUUGCAGCUGGCUAUUAA
This is a messenger RNA of Dentiscutata erythropus, 1812 nucleotides long. The record is from the annotation of a GenBank genome assembly. NCBI's taxonomy places the organism in Eukaryota, Fungi, Glomeromycota, Glomeromycetes, Diversisporales, Gigasporaceae.